This is a messenger RNA of Cucumis melo (muskmelon), 1565 nucleotides long. RefSeq names its product regulatory-associated protein of TOR 1-like. Bases 16 to 1152 code for a protein of 378 amino acids. Gene Ontology annotation, cellular component: cytoplasm; TORC1 complex. The record is from RefSeq and is a predicted model, not a curated record. Gene Ontology annotation, biological process: positive regulation of protein serine/threonine kinase activity; TOR signaling; regulation of autophagy. Gene Ontology annotation, molecular function: protein-macromolecule adaptor activity; protein binding. NCBI's taxonomy places the organism in Eukaryota, Viridiplantae, Streptophyta, Magnoliopsida, Cucurbitales, Cucurbitaceae. The transcript is spliced from 7 exons.
CCAGAACAGCGGGCAAUGACUGCAUUUGUUUUAGCGGUAAUUGUUGAUGGGCACAGGCGAGGCCAGGAAGCAUGCAUCGAAGCUAAUUUAAUCCACGUCUGUUUAAAGCAUCUCCAGAGUUCAACACCAAAUGAUGGACAAACUGAGCCGCUAUUUCUUCAAUGGCUUUGUCUUUGUCUUGGAAAACUGUGGGAAGACUACAUAGAUGCUCAAAUCAUAGGAUUGCAGGCUGAUGCCCCUGCUGUGUUUAGUUCUUUAUUGGCUGAGCCUCAACCAGAGGUUAGGGCGUCAGCAAUUUUUGCACUGGGUACUCUACUUGAUGUAGGGAGUGACUCGUCUAGAGAUGGUGUUGUCGAUGAUGAUUGUGAUGAUGAUGAAAAAAUUAGGGCUGAAACCAGUAUUGUUGGAAGUCUCUUAAGUGUUGUUUCGGAUGGAAGUCCACUUGUUAGGGCUGAGGUUGCUGUUGCUCUUGCUCGCUUUGCCUUUGGCCACAACAAGCACCUUAAGUCCAUUGCUGCAGCAUAUUGGAAGCCUCACUGUAAUUCUUUAUUAAGUUCUCUACCCUCUUUGGCUCAUAUAAGAAGUUCAGGCACUGCCUAUACCAAUUCAAAUCAGCACAUGCCUCAUGGAAGCAUUGUAUCCUCCCAAAUCGGUCCGUUGUUGAGAUUUGGAAAUGAAAACUCAACUUUAGUUAGAGAUGGAAGGGUUUCCACCAGUAGUCCUCUUGCCAACACGGGAAUGAUGCAUGGAUCUCCACUUUCAGAUGAUUCAUCUCAGCAUUCAGAUUCAGGAGUUUUACAUGAAGAUGCAGUGAGCAAUGGGACCGAUUGCGAUGGAAAUAUCCGUAUUUGGAAGGAUUACACUCUAAAAGGAAAGCAGAAGCUUGUAACUGCUUUCUCGGCAAUCCAGGGGCACAAACCUGGUGUUCGUAGUAUAAAUGCUGUUGUGGACUGGCAACAACAGUCUGGAUAUCUGUAUGCUUCUGGUGAGAUAUCGUCUAUUAUGCUAUGGGACCUAGACAAGGAGCAGCUCGUUAAAUCUAUUCCUUCAUCAUCAGAUUGCAGCAUCUCAGCAUUGGCUUGUCUGCACAAUGCGCCCACAUGUGCAAAAAGUAGAAAAGGUUGUGGGGAUUGGCUUUCAACCCGGACUUGAUUCGUCGAAGAUUGUCAGUGCCUCUCAGGCUGGUGAUAUUCAAUUUCUGGAUAUCAGAAAUCAGAGGGAUCGGUAUCUAACCAUCGAUGCUCACAGAGGUUCACUUACAGCAUUAGCCGUUCAUAGACAUGCUCCUAUCUUAGCUAGCGGUUCAGCCAAACAGUUAAUUAAGGUCUUCAGCCUAGAUGGCGAUCAACUAGGCACAAUUAGAUACCAUCAACAAGCGUGUUUUCAUUGUUGGUGGAAUCAGACUUGAAUAAUAUGGGAUUUAUGUGCUUUAAGAUAUGAAUGGGAUUUAUUGUUGCUUUAAGAUAUGAAUGGGAUUUAUGUGCAAGUGCUAAUAGCAUUUUCAUUGUUGGUGGAAUCAGACUUGAAUAAUAUGGUUUCCUACGUAAUGUGACUUGUAGUUUCAA